Molecule: messenger RNA, 1764 nt
Organism: Ochotona curzoniae (black-lipped pika)
Lineage: Eukaryota; Metazoa; Chordata; Mammalia; Lagomorpha; Ochotonidae
Gene: ZNF704
Product: zinc finger protein 704
Exons: 9
Coding region: 1-1764 (587 amino acids)
Biological process (GO): regulation of transcription by RNA polymerase II
Cellular component (GO): nucleus
Molecular function (GO): RNA polymerase II cis-regulatory region sequence-specific DNA binding; DNA-binding transcription factor activity
Source: RefSeq, a predicted model, not a curated record
AUGCAGGCGCGGCGUCUGGCCAAGCGCUCCAGCCUGGGCAGCCGCCGCGGGGGCGCCGCUCUGCAGCCGCCCGGGCCCGCACUCGCGUCCGCCAAGGAAGCCGCGCUGCCCGGGCUCCCGCCCCCUGCCCCGGGCCCUGCCCCGGCCCCGGCUCGGGAGAGCUGGAGGCCGCCCUUGCCGCCGCCGCCGCGCAGCUCCGGGACCGGCCCCCCUCGGGCCACCGGGGCCGCCGCCGCCGCCUCGUCGCCGGUACUGCUGCUUCUGGGAGAGGAGGACGAGGACGAGGAGGGCGCGAGCCGGCGGCGGAGGGGGCUCGGGCCGGUAGAGGAGAAGCCCCGAGGGGGCGCGGAGGAGGAGGAUGACGACGAGGAAGACGAGGACGAGGAGGUGGUCGUCGAGGUGGUGGACGGCGACGACGACGACGACGACGGCGAGGAGCGUUUCGUGCCCCUCGGACCCUGCCGCGCGGUCCCCAAGGGCCCGGCCCGGGGCGCGCUGAAGGUGGGGAGCAUUAAGCGGGAAAUGACCUUCACAUUUCAAUCAGAGGACUUAAAACGUGACUCCAAUAAAAAGAUGUCUCAUCAACACCUGUUCCCUUUGGCCAUGGAGGAAGAUAUGAAAACAGCAGACACCAAAAAAGGCCAUCGGAUCCUUGACCAUGAGAAAGAAAACACCCGCUCCAUCUGUCUGCUUGAGCAAAAACGAAAAGUUGUUUCUUCUAAUAUUGAUGUUCCUCCAGCAAGGAAAUCUUCAGAGGAGCUGGACAUGGACAAGGUGACAGCAGCCAUGGUACUAACCAGUUUGUCAACCAGCCCUUUGGUUCGAAGCCCUCCUGUGCGGCCAAAUGAGGGCCUCAGCGGAUCCUGGAAAGAGGGCACCGGCGUGCCUUCCAGCAGCAGCAGCAGCGGCUACUGGAGCUGGAGCGCCCCCAGUGACCAGUCCAACCCGUCCACGCCGUCGCCUCCACUAUCGGCUGACAGCUUCAAGCCCUUCCGCAGCCCGGCACCACCCGACGACGGCAUUGACGAGGCAGAAGCCAGCAACCUGCUCUUCGACGAGCCCAUCCCCAGGAAAAGAAAGAACUCCAUGAAAGUGAUGUUCAAAUGCCUCUGGAAAAACUGUGGGAAGGUGCUGAGCACGGCGGCAGGCAUCCAGAAACACAUCCGGACCAUUCACCUUGGGCGUGUUGGGGAUUCUGACUACAGUGAUGGCGAAGAGGACUUCUACUACACUGAGAUCAAGCUCAACACGGAUUCUGUGGCAGAUGGACUCGGCAGCCCGGCCCCGGUUUCACCCUCCCAAUCCUUGGCUUCACCUCCUACAUACCCCAUCCCAGAGUCAAGCCGAACAGACACUCCUUGUGCCAAAACAGACGCUAAACUGAUGACACCCCUGAGCCGCUCAGCUCCUACCACCCUCUACCUCGUGCAUGCCGACCAUGCUUACCAGGCCACACCCCCCGUGACUAUUCCAGGGUCGGCCAAGUUCACCCCCAAUGGCAGCAGCUUCAGCAUUUCUUGGCAGUCUCCUCCUGUCACUUUUACAGGCAUUCCAGUGUCACCAACACAUCCUCAUCCAGUGGGCACGGGAGAGCAAAGACAGCAUGCCCACACAGUGCUGUCCUCUCCACCCAGAGGGACAGUCAGCCUAAGGAAGCCCAGGGGCGAGGGCAAGAAGUGCCGGAAGGUGUAUGGGAUGGAGAAUCGAGACAUGUGGUGUACCGCCUGCCGCUGGAAGAAGGCCUGCCAGAGGUUCAUCGACUGA